AUGAGUGUCCCCAAAUCUGAACCUAUUCUAAUUGUCGGGGGUGGCGCGUUCGGUCUCUCCACCGUUGUUCACCUUCUCAGGGCGGGGUAUCGCGAUAUCACUGUCCUCGAGAAAGAUGUUGAGAUUCCAUCGCGAUGGUCCGCUGCCAAUGAUCUUAACAAGAUUGUCAGAGCCGAAUAUGAAGAUCCUUUGUACCAAGACUUGACUGUGAAAGCAAUCAAGGGUUGGCAGACUCCUCUGUUCGCUCCUCAUUUCCACCAAGUCGGCUUCAUUCAUUGCGUCUCUGGCAAUGCUCCGAAAGAAGCUAGAGAUACUCUCAACCGUUUUCGGGCCGCCGCAGAGCGAGACCCUCGUCUCAAACCACAUGUGACUCCGCUCAAUUCACAGGAAGACAUUGCAAGUGUCGCGUGGCAAUACAACGACAGCUCUUUUCCUGGUUGGAGUGGCUAUUUCAACAAGUUUGAUGGGUAUGCGCAUUCCGGCAAUGCGCUGCGAUCUAUAUUUGAAGCUACAAAGGCGCAAGGAGUGAAGUAUAUCCUCGGUACAGCAGGAGCUGUCUCUGAGAUUGUCUACGAUAACACCUCCACCGGGCGCAAGGCAAAGGGUGUCAGAACCACAGGCGGUCUAUUCUACCCUUCAAAUCUUGUCAUCAUCUCCGUCGGUGCAGCAGGUGCGAAGUUGGUUCCGGAAAUCGGCACGCAGCUGGUGGCAAAGUCAUGGUCGGUGGCUCAUCUUCACCUCAGCGAUGAUGAAACCUCGGCGCUUCGCGGUAUACCAGUCACUUAUGCUCGCGAUUUGGGCUUCUUCUUCGAGCCUGAUCCAAAGACCAACUUGCUGAAACUCUGUCCCAUGGGCGGAGGUUUCAUCAACACCGAUCCCAAGACAGGUGUUUCGCACGCACCUGCCGACCCCAAACAGAGCGCGUUUUUACCUGAAGAUGAUGAUAGGCAGCUCCGUGAGCUUGUUCGACAAACCCUCCCUCAAUUUUCGGAUCGACCCUUUGUCAAGAAGUCGCUUUGUUGGUUCGCCGACACAGCCGACUCGGACUUUAUUAUUGACUAUGUACCAAACACCUCGUCUUCAGUGCUCUUGUUAUCCGGUGACAGCGGUCAUGGGUUCAAGUUUUUUCCCAUAUUUGGGGAAUGGGUUAAGGAUCUACUCGAGUCUGAUAAAGGAGAACAGCCUGUUACACGAUGGAGAUGGAAGGAUACAGAAGUAGGUGAGAAACAGGGUGAUUGGGGUGGUGCUGUGAGCUGGAGAUUGGGUAACUCGAAGGAGUUUGUUGACAUUCAGCCAGUUGGCGAUCCAAGACUGUAG
Messenger RNA from Fusarium pseudograminearum CS3096, 1317 nucleotides. RefSeq lists its product as uncharacterized. The transcript has 2 exons. NCBI's taxonomy places the organism in Eukaryota, Fungi, Ascomycota, Sordariomycetes, Hypocreales, Nectriaceae. The record is from RefSeq and is a predicted model, not a curated record. Bases 1 to 1317 code for a protein of 438 amino acids. Gene Ontology annotation, molecular function: saccharopine oxidase activity; flavin adenine dinucleotide binding; sarcosine oxidase activity.